AUGGGCAUGAUCAAUGCCAGCGACAGCUCACCCAUCUACAUUGGCUCCGACUACAACACCGUGAUCGGAUCGACCCAAGCAGCAGGCAGACCUAGCGUCCGAAUUUCCACGCAAAGAUCAUGGACCCAUGGAUUGUUUAUCGGAGAUUUCAAUCAUGCCCCAGGAGGAGUUUGUGGAAGCUGGCCAGCAUUUUGGACAUUGGGACCAAACUGGCCUUACAACGGGGAAAUCGACAUCAUGGAAGGGGCAAACCUGGUCAACUACAAUGCUGCGACAUUGCAUACGAACCCCAACUGCACGAUUGCUGGUGACAGCAGAACCAUGACAGGCCAACUGAACAACAACAACUGCGCUUACUAUCCUGGCUACAACGUCGGCUGCGGGAUACGCGACACUCGAUCAACCAGCUAUGGUGCAGGCUUCAACGCAAUUGGCGGUGGUAUUUACGCGAUGCAAUGGACCUCCGACUACAUCAGUGUAUGGUUUUUCCCGAAAGGCUCGAUCCCAAGCGAUAUCACCAACAAGGCUCCCAAUCCUUCCUCUUGGGGUCUCCCAAUGGCAAAUAUGCAAGGCUCGUGUGUCAUCGACCAGCAUUUUCAGGCCCACAAGGUCAUCUUGAACAAUGCAUUUUGCGGAGAAUAUGCAGGAGCGACCAGUGUGUGGAACUCGACGACAAACUCUUGCGCCACGUACACGGGAUAUUCCACUUGCAACGCAUAUGUGGCGGCUCAGCCUGCGGCUUUCCAGCAAUCUUAUUGGAGCAUAAAUUCGAUUCGCGUAUAUCAGCUGGUCGAUCCCAGUGCCAAUGCAAGCUCUACAAGCACUGCAUACAUUGCAAGUCAUCAACCCACUCAAUCAAGCACGUCAACGAUUUCGCCCCAGACUCCGGUACCGACAACAAGCCUAUGCCCCACGUACAACUUCACCGUCGUCCAAUCCAGCAAUUUCAAAUACGAAAUUGAAUGUGGAGUCAAUAUCGGCGGAUCCGAUAUUGGUCGACCAUAUCCCAGCUAUCAAGUCACCUCGUUUGAAGACUGCGUGGCUGGAUGUAGCUAUUGGAAUACUUAUAACAGUACCAACAUUUGCGGCGGCGUUACAUACCAAGUCAGCAACAAAGCAUGCUACUGGAAGCGAAACAUUGGAAGCACUCCGGCUGAUCCCAGUUUCAACAGCGCCAGGCUCAUCUACUAUGCCUAUCCACAGGUGACUGACGAUCCCCGACAGCAAACAUCAAGCAGCAGCAGCACAUCAUAUGUUGCGACUUCGGUCACGCCCCAAUAUUACGUCGCCCCAGGAGCUGCGACGUCGACAUCAUUCUCGCUGAUCUCAGAGACACCAACGUCGAGCUUUACGGACGGUGUUCCCCUGGGUGGGAGCACGACCGAUGAUACUUCACCCACCAUGUCGAUUGUUUCGACAACAAUAAACGCCAGCCUCAUUGCCCGAAUCAUCGACUUCAAGCCUGCCGAUGGUGCCAUCCACGAAUUUGCCGCCUUCUUCUUCUUCUGUGGCAGCAACAUCGACAAGAACUACUGCGGCGACAUCAACAAGUGGACAGCUUUCCCCUUCGAGCUCAGUAUUGUCAAGCUCGUCAUCUCUUUCUUCAAGGCAAACCACGGUCGUUAG
Messenger RNA from Cladophialophora psammophila CBS 110553, 1626 nucleotides. RefSeq lists its product as uncharacterized. Gene Ontology annotation, biological process: glucan catabolic process. Gene Ontology annotation, molecular function: hydrolase activity, hydrolyzing O-glycosyl compounds. Lineage: Eukaryota; Fungi; Ascomycota; Eurotiomycetes; Chaetothyriales; Herpotrichiellaceae. Bases 1 to 1626 code for a protein of 541 amino acids. The record is from RefSeq and is a predicted model, not a curated record. The transcript has 6 exons.